Messenger RNA from Xyrichtys novacula (pearly razorfish), 11288 nucleotides. The record is from the annotation of a GenBank genome assembly. NCBI's taxonomy places the organism in Eukaryota, Metazoa, Chordata, Actinopteri, Labriformes, Labridae.
AUGGAAUUUGCUUGUGGCUUUGUUUACGUUCCACCAUUAGUGAAUCAGAAAGACGGCAAGCGAAUCAUAAAACGCUCAGGUGAGAUUUCCUUUAAUCCCUCAGAGACACCAUAAGAAAAAAACUGAAUUGUUCUCCUUUGUUUUAAAGAUAAAUGUCACAUUUCUGGGUCUACUUUUCUGUUUGUUUGUAGUUUUUUUCCCUUGCCACACAUAGAUAUGUGCAAUGCAGCUUCAGUGGACAUGAAAAGAUUUCCAUAAAAUGUCAAAAGGCAUUCUGGUGGGAUGUAGAGUGUCAAUAAACCAAGUAUAGGUUGUUCAACAGGCUUAAGAAGUUCAUAUCCAGAUCCAAAAACAUACGAUUUUUGCUGUAGUUAGAGAUUAGAGAGGAAAUUUUAUCCACAUUUGGGGUUUUCCUUAAUUCAGAAUAUUUUAAGAGACUUGAUACUAAAGUACCAUUAUUUAUUAUGCAAUCAUUGACACACAAAACCUUUGCUGUCUGUCUUAAGGAAGAUUUUUACAGAUACUUCGCUUUGCUAAGUAAAAGCCAUCUGCAUCCUGAGUCACAUUUUCUUCACAGUACAAAGGUCGACUCUGCACCAGUUGUUUUGUCUGUGCUCACAGUUCUUUUGCAAGAAAAUGUUUUCAAAUUAACAGCAACUGUGUUUGUGUGUGUGUGUGUGUGUGUGUGUGUGUGUGUGUGUGUGUGUGUGUGUGUGUGUGUGUGUGUGUGUGUGUGUGUUACCCAGCUCUUCUCCCUCCUAUCAACUGGGUCCGUCCUCACAAUCCUCCACCCCCUCCUCCUCUGACAAACUCUGCUGAAGAAAAAUCUCCCAAACCCCUCUGGUCUCAAUAUAAAAUGAUUGAACAUUUGGAAAAAAACAAGGAAGCGAAGAAGGUCGUAAAGCCCACUGUCUUCUAUGAAAAUGCAGCAUUUCACAGCAAAACAGUGUCAGCCUCUUCUAUCAGUAAAUCUCCUCAGCACACUCAGAUCGCUCCUCGAAAAACAGGUACUGUAAAUGUGAUGAUAUACUGAUGUUUAAAUGAAGGGAGAAAGUUGGUGUGGGUUAUUUGCACUCUGUGAGCUUUCAAACACACAAAUCCAAAAUAAGUCAAAAAAUUAUUCAUCUAUUUCAGAUAACUUCUAGUUGGACAGUAAGACUUUUACUUCACACUAUACAACUGUCACAGACUUCCCAUCUGAGUUCUCUUAAAGGGCUCUUUCUUAUAUCGUCACAUUCUUAAAUUAAUGGCUUAUGUCACUUUUUGACAAAAAUAUUUUUUCCCCCUUAAGUCAGUCCUCAUGAUGCUGCCCAUCUCUGGUAAAAUUGCCUGAAUCUUCAGUUGAACAGAUCAUGUGAGAGUAUCCUCGUAGUAUAGUCGCCUAUGUAAAGCGUGUGAGUUAGGCUAUUUUCUGAGAGUAUUCGGAAAAAUUUCUGAAAAACUUGAUAAUUGACUUAGGUCAUUAUUUUAUGAAGCUGACAAGAUGGACCCCCCAAAAUUUUUCUAGAAAUUUUAAGAAGCAGGCAGGACACGACCUUAAAUACAUGUUGCAAUCGCCACUGCACAAGGCUCUAUUUUCGUUCGCGCCGGUGAGGCGGCGGAGGGCGGCGAGCCCCGCGCAGUUGUAUUUUCGUCUGGCGGAGCCCAGCGUAAGGCCAAUUUGGUAUUUUCGUGGCAUGAGCCGCACGGAGGCGAGCCGAGAUCCGCCAAGCUGGGCGUGGUGGUGUGGCAGGGGGAGGUGUCGACAGAAUCAGCAGGCGCAGUGACAUUUUCGUGCUCGCCACCGGCGUGUAAAGUGCGCUGAAAGCUCGCCGAUUCAAACCUGGUCAGCUUUCAGCGCAAGGCGGAACGCAGCUGGUCCAGUAGUAUUUUGGUAGACCGGCGGCGUAUCGACAUACGUCACUGAUGCCUCACCGGCAGGUUUCCACAGUGUCAGGCACAUUUCAGUGCAAUAAAUAAUCAUCAUCAACUAUUAAUGUGAGUCAGCACAUACAUUUGGAUCUAUAUAGAUAUAUUCUGAUCUAUAUCUGAUCUGAUGAGCGCGUUUGGCACGCGUUUGGACACACAACCUGACCGAAUCAACACAGCUGAAACCGCAUCAAAUUAAAUUAAAUAUCUAGUAAAUAUUCACACAUGAUGAAGUUAACUCGAUAUGUAAUUCGUCUCCCUCCUUUUCUUUCUUCCUUUUCCUCUUAUUUCUCGCACAGCUCGACCUGGACACGUCUCCGUGUCCUCUGUCCGUCUUGCUUGCUGCUGCGGCUGAACAGAUGAUUUGUUUCAGUGCUCACAUGCGUUAUCUACUUUAAGCCGACAUACGGAUAUUAUAAUAUUCAGUUUUGUGAGCCAAAUUUAUUUUAUAUGCCAACAUCUAUGAAAGAAAGAGCCAGGCCACGGAGCGCGAUGCGUCAUUUACGCACAGAUGGUUCCGAUUUUUAUGCCAUUUUUGGAGUUUAUGUUGUGAUCUGUGCGCUCAACCGACCUUUGUCACGUGAGGUUUGAAUAUGAGCAACUUUAUGUGAGUGUCUUUAUUUGUGGAAACGGGUGUUUGUCUUACCACUGGGUCCAACAUUACGCACACUAAAUCCAUCUGUGCUCAUAUGAGAGAGUGUGGAGGACACUUGUUGAGGAGCUGCCCUCUGUCGCCAUCUUGUGGCAUUACUGUCUUAAGACAUCUCUUGAUCUCUUUGACUACUUCAUGAAAAUAGUAAUACGCCUCGCCUGUGGCGGAUUUAAAGGCAAGGAGAGGAGCCUAUGUGAUUGGUGAAAACAGGUCUCGGCUGUGUUAAACCCACUAACCGCCCUUUCUACGACUUAUGGUGCUGGGAGGAGCUGAGUUAGGGAGGGGGGAUACUUACGCCGGGCUGCGCGGCUCACCAAAAUACCAAAAUGUGCUUGGGAACGCCUUGUCAGCGCGGCGGAUCUGAUUGACGCUGCGCUUGCGGCAGAUCUCCGGCGAGGCACCAAAAUAGAGCCCACAGUGUUUGCAGUUAACGGCAGAGGCUUAUGUCAACAUGUUUUGCUUUUGUAACAUCUCAACAUGUACACACUAUUCACUUGUCUGUCUUCAAAAUGAUGUUUUAGAGGUUUUUGUUCAUCCUGUUGCAUAUCAGUCUCCUAAAUUCAUGUAUGAUUUAAAAGAAAAACACCAUACCUCUUGCCCUCUCUUUUGCGAUGAUUUUCCUGACAUUCAUGUGCUACAAAACCUUCUUAUGGCAUUCUCCAAACCCAGUGUGUGUCCAUCAGACGGGCUCAUCAUCCAAAAGAGCAUGUUUACAAGGAACCGGGAUCAAUUCGUUGUGUCCUUUACACAGCUCCAGAGGAAGCCUCAACCUUGCAUGCAGAUGUUUUGCCAUGGAAACCUAUUUCGCAAAGCUUCUCGUGCAAAGCUGAUGUGAUGAACUCUGCAGUGAGAGUUUUAUAAAAAGAUGGCCAUUUUGUGCAUAAAAUUCUGUAGCAUUAUAGUCUGAUUCUGGGAGUUUGUGCGAUCUAUAAUUUUGUGACCCAGCUGCUGUAACCCUGGGACGCCUCCACUCCAGAAUAAAACAUUAGCCAUUAUAGUUGAGCAGGUCGAAUCUAACAGGGCAGGAAUUUCACAAACUUCGCAUUGUGACAUUUCCUUGUUUAUAGUCAUUUAGCUCUUCGUGACCUCUUCUGUAUUUAAAGGUUUGUUUAUGGAGAUUUCACAGCUACAUGCUGGAUUUGAUGCACUUUUCAGCAAUUGCCAGUGCAUUUAUAGAGUUUAUGUGCCUGGCCAAAAGCUACCCAGAACACACAGUCCCAUCUGAAAGCUGCUCUUCUGGAGUUGUUUGUGGGAUAAGUCCUCUUUCACUUAGCAACACGUCAAAGUUAAUAAAGACAGAGUACUGGCUGUUCCUUUUUUUUCCACACUUGAAUGCAUUUAGUUAAAACCAAUAAGCAGUCUUGAAUGUCAAAAAUGAAGCAAACUGCAUUUAAAAAAAAAAAAAUGGUGUGCCUCAAGUGUCCACCUGAGGCUGGCUUUUGAGGCUACUCUAUUCAAAUGUUCAUUUUUACAGAACUAAACAUAUUUACCACCAGGCUAAAAAAGGAUUUGGGUCUUAUGAGUUCCAUACUUUUAGUAUAUAAACUGCAAAGGAACUGAUUUUUUUGUAUUAAAGACCUAUUUUUUAUUUGCAUGCACCUUUUAUUCCAAGUAGGGCUGGGUGAUAAACUAAAAAUUUACCGCCACCGAAAUGUAUGACAAUAAGCAAUGUCAUUUUGCCCAUGUCAAUAAAGUGGGUGUCAAAAAAAAUCAUAAAUAAUAGUUGGUUAUGGAUGUGUGUAAGUGGGUUAUGGUCUCAUGUCCCUUGAACUGCUCAAUAUAUUGUGAUAUUGAUUUGAGGCCAUAUCAUAUAUACAUUUCUGACCCUUAAGUGUUCCCCAAAGGUCUGUCAAUAACAUUGAGCCUUAAUAUUACAGUGAUUUCUCAUGACUUUGUUAACUCUUUCCCACAGUCUGAUUGCAUUUGCUCUUUCCUUGAAGUUAAAGUUAGCCAUGAUUCCAUUAUGACACUAAGAGGAUGAAUAAGUGAUGGCAAAAAGAAGAAAAUGUGGGUUUUAAAGCAUCAGUAUCAGCACAGGAAUAACACUAAUCCAUUGAGGAGAAAUGAGUUCCUAAUGUGUAUGAUGGUCUGCUGAUCUUUACAUUAAUCCACAGCUGCCUUCAUGCCGAAAAGUUCUUACUGUAUCUAUGAUUUAUUCCUCUAACCAAUCACUGCCAUCUGUUUUGUCUGUUUCAUGUUUCAUCCAGCUCUUCUUCCACCGCACAUGCGGCCUCCGGCAAACAGCCAGUCUUCUCCGUACUGUGAGCCACUCAUUUCCUCCAACACUAACAAUCAGAUGUUUACUUAUGACCUCCCUGUAAGUGAGCCAGACCUGAAUGCACAACCCUGGGACCCAAACUACUCAUACACCACACCUGAGGGAACAGGGAUACCAUUGAAGCUACCAGUUGGCAUCCAUAACAUUUCCACUCAUUCAACUGGUAAAUAAACUUUUUUAUAUCACUUUUUUUCUAAACCUUUUUUUUUUUUUUUUUCACAAAUAGUCUUAAAGCAACAGACAGAUUUCUUUCUAUUUUGUUCCGUCCCCUCUCUCAGCUCCACCCCUACCUCCAAGACCUCCAUUCAUGAAGUCUGUGCCAGAGUAUCUGGUGCUCUUACCUGCAUCAUCAUCAUCAUCAUCAUCAUCAUCACCCUCUCAGAAGUCAUCCUCAAACCCACCUCAUUCACCAUCACCAUCAAGUAAAAUGAUUCAUUGUGGUACCAAAACAGUAACACCCAUUUGAAACGCCUUAAAUGCAACAUGAACUUUUAUGUUGUAAGACUUUUUGUCAUCUCUGAUCUAGGAUCAGCAGAUAAGAGUCCCCUGCCAGGGAAUCCUAACGUGGUGCUCGUCAGUUUAGGGAAAUUACUCUCAGAGGAAAGAGGUCUUUAAAGUUUUAUCAUCACCAUAAAACCUUCAUGAUCAGCCAUCUAGUUUUAUUCUCACUCUGAUUGGCUCCUAGUGAUGAUGAUGUUUGAAUAUUUCCAGUGCAGGCUAUGCUGGGAGAGCCCACCUCCUGCACACAGUGUGGCUCUGUGCUUGACUCCUGCUAUGACAACGUGGUAACUACACACUUGAUUUCUUCCGAGAUUCAUUCUGAAGCAAAUGGGUGGUUAUAUGCAUAAAGUCAUUGAUUUCAGAUGUGAACAAUAACCGUAAAUAUCCUUUUAAUUACUGCUGGCAAAAACAGAGCAUGAGGAAAUCUCAGAGGCAGCCAGGCAUGAUUAUUAUUGAUCGAUGUCAGGGCUGCAAAGCACAAACGUGCCCUUUUCAGCCUUACUUCUCCUCUUGUUUUGAACUACAGGUUACAUCAUGUUACUUCUGUCAAUCUUGUGAGUCCACCACUUCUUCCAGUACACCCUCGAGUCAGCUGACUGGUUACCAGGAUGGCCUCUUUGUGCUUCAUCGUGAUGAAAAGCUGCUGUGUGAUUCAGAUGCUGUGCUGCUCCUCUGCAUUGACAUCUCAGGCUCCAUGAGCAUCACCUCACAGGUAAAAAAAUAAAUAAAUAAAAUAAAACAUCUCAAAGUUCAACUGAAGUGUAAUGCAGAAGUCUGUAUUUAUAAAACUCAACAUGUGGUGUUUAAAAUGAUCCAUUUUUGUUUUAUUAAGGUGUUAGAGGGAGAGCAAGUUGUCCACAGAUCUAGACUUCACGUGAGUUUUUUUUUUUUUCUUGUUCUUGUUUUUUCUAGUGUUCUUGUGGCUCUAUGAGACUGACAAAACAACUGUUCAACUAUUUUAACACUUCAUGUGAACAUCAUUAAGAUAUAAAGAUAAAAGCUAUUGUAUCUAAACCAGUUUGUCCAGGAAGCGGUGCUGCUGUGCAUUCAAAGACUGAAUGAGCAACAACCAGACAUAAGAGUGGGACUCAUCACCUUCAAUAAUCAGGUACCAACGCUUGGUUUGGACAGAUUUGUGUUGUCUUGUCUGAGUCAUGUUGAAUUUGAUUAUCAGUUGAAAGGAAUUAAAGGGAUAGGUCUUUUUUUUCUUCUUUGGGGUUGUGAGGUUGGAUGAAGCAACAGGAAGUGUACCCACAGGGGAUCCCAGUUGGCUUGACUUUUUUGUUGAGAAACCAACCAGAGAACCAACAGGGAAGCUAAGCUAUCAAUCACUGAAAAUGUCUCAGAAUUGAAAACAUUUUGGUGUCAAAACUUCCUCUAAAUUGGCGACAUCAAACUGGUCGGAUUAGGCUCGUCUGUAGCAGUGUUUAGCCUUGCUUCUGUUUCUGUUCUGUGGCCAUUUUCACAGUAAAGGAGCUGAGAUGACGGGGUUCCCCUGUGGGCACGAGCCCCAUACCUCACCUUAAAAAACAAUCCCAAACUCCCCCUUGAUAUGAAGAAAUGCAAGUACAGUAUAAAUUGUAAGCUUUAGGUGUGAUUUUCCUUCUCAUCAUCUUGUAUUUUGUGUUCCAAGGUGACUCUUCAUGGCUAUGAGAAUUUCACUUCACAUAUCCUGAACAGUGCUGAGUUGGCAGACAGUGACUAUCUGAGAGAGGCUGCAGCCAGUUAUCCCAUCCCCCCUCCUCUCUCACAGACCAAGGACUUCUUAUGGAGACAAGUCCAGGGGUAAGAAAAAUUGGUGCAAAAUCAAUUUUUUUUCCCCCUCUCUUACAUAAUGGUAACGUCAUGUUUAGAAAAGCAGAUGUAUUUUCUUCCUCUUGUUGAAAGACUAUCUGAAAGUGGGACCACAGCCCUCGGUCCAGCUGCUCUCCUGGCGAUUACAAUGGCCUCCAGACAGCCUGGAUCUAAGGUAUGUUUGUUCUUUAUUUAUUUCCCUUUGCAUAGUCACACAGAUAAUCAUUUCACACAUGUUGACCCAUUAACAUAUAAUGAUAGCUGGAAAUAAACCAGAUAUGCUGUGAUGGUAAUGACUUCAUUUGAAUAUGAUGUUUGUUUGUUGGCCUUAUCAACAUGUCUGACUGCUUCUCUCUUCAGAAAGCUGCAUGAACUCCCCCUCCAUUUAUUAUGCCUGCUUUCAUUCCUGUUCAUUUCAAAAUUAGGUUGAACAGAAAACAAAGUUUGAACAAAAUUUUUGGCCAAAAAUGCACUUUGAACUUGAUUAGCUUUGAUGGAAAGUUAAUAGAAAUUUCUGAUAAAUGAUGUCAACCAUGCAAACAAUUUUAGUAUGUUAUGAAAGCAAUCUUGCUCUUAUUUUUCCUAUCUCUGUCUUCUAAAAACAAAGCAACCCUGAUUGGUUCUCUCUGCUGAUUUCAAAGGUGAUUAUCUGUACGGAUGGAAAGGCCAACACAGAUCUGGGGAAUCUGGAGGUAGAGGAUAAUGACGCUCGCACCCUCCUCUCAUCCACAAUCUUCUACCAAGAUCUGGGGGAAUACGCUGCCAAUCAGGGGUGUGUAGAAAUCUGCACAUCAAAUUCAAGAAUGGAUUAACAUUAAAAAAAAGAUGUCACACAGCUGGACUUACAUAAAUUAGAUAGCAAAAAGACAGACAUGGUGCUAUUAUUUAUAAGGUGUCAGAAAAGGGAGAAUGGUCUGUUGUGUGUUUCACAGCAGUGUACUUAAAUGUCCUUCUGUCAUUAGUGUGACAGUGUCUGUGCUGUCAAUAGAGGGGACAGACUGCAGACUGGACGAACUGGGACGACUGGCAGAUCGCACUGGGGGGAAGGUAAGAGCUCAUUUCAAAUUUCCUGGUGAUUUGUUUUCAUAAAUUUCAACAGUUUUAUGGAGGGACUGUUCAUUAUUGUGUAAUAAUCAGAUUAUUUUGCACGGUUGUGUGUUGUCUGAUAGGUGGUAAUAGCAAGUCCCAACAGGUUGCACCCAGAGUUGGAACAAAUCAUAGAGAAUAGGACCAUAGCGACACACUGUAACGUCACAUUACUGCUGCCUCAGUCACUGUAAGAUCUGCACUUUCUUUACCUCUAGUACUCUUGUUUUUACACAUUUUCCAUUCAGUGGCUGUGUGGUAUAAUGUACUUGUUAGUCCAUGAAAAACAACCUCACAGUACUGACUGGUGUUAUCUCUUACCCAGCCGUGUGAGAGGAGAGAGAGAGUCGGGUCAGAAGGGAACUAGAGAGGUGGGAAAUGUGGACCCAGACACAGAGAUCACCUUCCAGUUUGGAGCAAAUGAACAAGACGCAGAUGGUGAGAAAUAACUGGUAUGCCACUUCUGACUGUGUGGUUGUGUUUCUAAAAUAUGCAAGAUGGUAAUUGAUCUUGUUUCCAACAAAAAAAUGAAGGAAGUCUUGGUUGAGAGGUAGCCCAAGUUGUAGAGUUUGGAAACAAGAACAAACAAAACUGGUUUCAGGAAAAAUGCCAAAAAUGUUACAUGUGAAAAAGCAACAAAAAACUUCAGAGUUUUGACACUUUUUAGGGCUGCAAAAUAUCCAUCAGGAUGCAGAAGUUACACAGUUUUUCUGACAUAACCGCUAAAACGUUUUUCUUUUAUGAAGUCAAAUUAACUUUAUGGACAUAAUUUGUUCAAAAGUCAGAUUCAUAUUUGAUAGUUAGACCUGUAAUUUCUUUGUCUUUAGCCAUCCACGGGCAGCAUGUUUACACAACAUGACUUUAAUGAGCCCCUUAUUUGAUUUCUCUGUCACUUAAUAACUGUGAAACUAUCCAUCAGUCUUGGCUGCACUUUGUGUUAAAUAUUAGUUAAAUAUAUAAUCAUGUGAACAGGCUAAAGUUGAAAGAUAAAUCCUUGAAAAUUCAGUCUGGUAAAUACAAGUGACAAUCUCCGGUAUGGUAAAAAUGAAGUCAAAGCAGAAGUACAGAAAAAAAAAAAAUGCAGUUCCUUGAGUGUCCACUAGAGGCUGACUCCAAAAGCCAAGGAAACCAAUUUAGGGCCCAUGUUAAAAUGUCCGUUUUUACAGCAGAAUUAAACAUGUUUACAGACUUUUACAUAAAAAGGAAAAGAAAAGUUUGGUCUCAGAAGCUCAUUUCAUUAAUGAGAAUUUUAUAGGUAGGCUAACUUUCCUCCAGCGAACGCGUCCUUUUUGAUGAUAUUACACAUGCAUAAAUGUAUUCUUUUGUACGCAAAGAGAUGUGAAUUUGACUGACAAGUGAGACUGUAUUGAACAUGGACUCAUGCACCACAAGCAAAUAAGGAGGUGAAGCUGAAGUCGGCUAUUAGCCACAUGGUGAAUGCACCUGAGUGAAGUCCCUGUCACAUGUGUCCGAAUCUGAGUCUCCAUGAGUAAUUUACUUCAGCAAAACUAUUGACUGUCUGAACCUGAACUGAGUGUGUAGGGUCUUCUGGAUGAGUAGAAAGCACAUCUGUUUUAUUAAUAUCAACAUGCUCUUAUUGUAAUUUUUCUUCAGUCCCAGUUCCAGUCUCAGGCAGCCGUGUGUCCAUCCAGCUGCUUAUCAAGUACAAACAGAGAAAUGGACAGAUGAUGCUCAGAGUGAUCACAUCAGAGAGAGAAGUCACCAAUGACAGGUAAGGGUUUAAUUACCAUGAUCACAGUACCUCUCUCAUUCUUGUGUAUUUAGAUAGCCUUGCAAACACACCACUGUUGCUGUGCACUGAUUUAUUUGCAGACUGUGGCCUCGCUGUAAGCUCAAACAAGUCAUUAUCUCAUGACAUCUUAAAUCAACGAGGCGUUUGUAUCUUGAGGACAACAAUUGAUUGGAUGAGUUAUUUUAUACCAAUCUCAGUGAACCUGUAGGCAAAAGAAAUCCAUGGAGACCGGCUGUUGCUGAGAUACCACAUCAUACAAGAAUGAAAAUCCAAUCUCUCAUCCAUUCUAGUAUUUCGUCACUCAGAAAAUGAACCUCUCCACUAAGUCUGAAUGCUUCAUAUAUACCAAACAAAAGUCAUGUAAUUCAUAGUCUAAGCACCUCCUAAGAGGCCCACAGUGUAACACAAAGGCAUAGAUGAAGCUGAAGCACUCUUAUGUUUAAGUAUGACCCUCCUCUUCAGCUUGGCAGCCCUGUCCACACUCUCCCUGGCCAUCAUUCAGCUCAACUCGUCUCAGGCCAGCGCUGCUCUAGCUGUCAGAGGACGCUUUCUGGAUGCUAGGAGGGAAGGUGAGCUGCAGAGGAAGCUGAUCGAGACGGCAAUGUGAGUAACAGGAGGAGGGGGUGUUGUGACUGACGUUAGUGUGUGGGCAACAGGUAGAACAAGAGGUGCUUGAAUGUGAAGGCUGACAAAUGGAGGUAAUCAGAGCUAAUUCUGGGCCCAUUUAACACAUGGAGAAAGACAAACGAUACGAAAAAUGACAAAGGCGUAAAAUUACGUUUAUUUAUUCCUCACUUCUAAGUUGGUUUCAGUUGAAAGAGAAUUUAAUUGGAAGCAUGCUUUUCAUUUGGUAGAUGAAGAGUAUUUAAUAUACAAACUAUAAAAAAAAUCUGUAUUUUUUUGUUUGCAGAGAGCAUAAUCGCAGUGCAGAGGACAGACAGACAUAUCAAGAAUGGGUUCAAACCAUGGAGCCAAUAUACAAUAAUAUACAUAACUUCACAAGGGUGAGUUUACAAACCAAGUUGAUUGUAUUCUGGCUCCAAAUUUGUUAGAAAAUCACAUUUAAUAUUAAAUAUGUAAUUUCUCUCUUUGUAGAGAAAUUCUGUCAUGUCAGACUCACAGGUAAUUUUAAUCAUGUCUUUUCUUUCAUGCUGAUACUAAAAUAUUCAGUAUUGUCUGUUUUGCUUUAGUUCUUCUUUUAAUUCUUUCUCUUUUUCAUUAACCAGCCUCUAACAGAUGCUGGUGCAGCACUGCUCUACACUAUGAAGCACUGCAACAGAAAGUCCAUCUCACUGAAGAACAAACAGAAACUCUAA